AACUUGCUACCUGACAAAGAGCAGAGCGGAGUGACGGAGCACACUUAUACCUGUCUCGCCUCGCUACCUUCACUCUCCCGCACGCAAUUGCGUCUACGCUAUCUAAUACAUAUCCUUCUUGAGAUUCGAACGUCUCGAGAUUCGAACAUGGCCGACCAGCAGCCCGCCGAUUCGUGGGAAGACUCCAUGCAAGACGACGACCUGGCCAACCAGACACAGUCACAGCUCAACGUCAACCAAGGCCCGCCUGCGCGCGGUCCGACUGCCUUCGUGCCCGGCGCAAGCAGUUUCACUCCAGGUGCCCAGUCGUUCCAGCCGGGCCAACAGUUUCAGCAGUAUGGAUAUGGUCAGAACUACGGUGGCGGAUACCCUCAGUACGGCCAGCAGGGCUACGGGCAAGGACAAUUUCAGCAAUAUGGUUACGGAGCACAGCAAGGCUACCAACAGUAUGGCCAGCAAGGCUACCAACAAUACCAACAGCCACAAAGCCAGCAACAGGCGUAUGUGCCGCCACAACAACGGCAGGCGCCCAUGAUUGCCAAACGCGGCGAAGCACUCCCUGCUGCUGGUCAACCGGCAGCGGCAGCGAAGCCUGCAGCAGCUACAUCUUCAACCGGCGCUGCGCCCGUCAAGACGCUUUCGCUGAGCGCGGCGGAUACAGGUGCCGCUGCGCCCAAGGUGGAAAAGGCGGCGGGCGGCGCCAAGGUCCUCUCGCUAGGAGUUCCAGCUCCCACACCGGCUGCUGAGAAGCCUGCGCCAAAAGACGCAUCAGGCAAGGCAGCGCCUGAGGCGGGCAAUAAGGUGGCAGCAGCCAAGGCUGUUGAGAAAGCAGGCGAAUCCACACCAGCUAGCGGCAACACAUCACCCAAUGCAUCCGGUCGCUCCUCACCAUCUCGUGCCGAAACCAAGGCGGAAGCUCGAAGAGUAGAGCUCGCAGCUGAAGAGCAGGCCAAGGAAGUUGACGAGGCAGACCUCCGGGAGAUGUAUGGCAAAGAGCAUGUCAACGUGAUAUUCUUAGGGCACGUCGAUGCAGGCAAAAGUACACUGGGUGGUAGUAUUCUGUACGCCACAGGAAUGGUCGACGAGCGAACAAUGGACAAAUACAAGAGAGACGCAAAGGAGAUGGGCCGAGAGUCUUGGUACCUGUCAUGGGCACUCGACCAGACCAAAGAGGAGCGAUCGCAGGGCAAGACGGUCGAGGUUGGAAGGGGAUUCUUCGAAACGGAAAAGCGAAGAUAUUCGAUUCUGGAUGCUCCGGGCCACAAAACAUUUGUGCCGAACAUGGUUUCCGGCGCUUCGCAGGCAGAUGUCGGCGUGCUCGUAAUUUCAGCUCGUAAGGGCGAAUACGAGACUGGUUUUGAACGAGGUGGUCAGACCAGAGAGCACGCCGUUCUUGCCAAGACGCAGGGAAUCAACAAGCUCUGCAUUGCUGUGAACAAAAUGGACGAUGUCACAGUCCAGUGGUCCGAGGAGCGGUUCAAGGAGUGCAUCACCAAGCUCACGACCUUCUUGAAAGGCCUUGGCUACAACCCCAAGACUGACCUCACCUUCCUACCUGUGUCUGCACAAACGACAGUUGGUAUCAAGGACCGAGUGCCCAAAGAUGUUGCGCCCUGGAAUGAUCAGCCAUCCCUCCUCGAGUUCUUAGACAAUAUGCAGAGCUUGGAGCGUAAGCUUACUGCGCCGUUCAUGAUGCCUAUUGCUGCCAAGUAUCGCGAUUUGGGAACGAUGAUUGAAGGUAAAAUCGAAGCGGGUAUUCUGAAGAAGGAAAACAAGUACCUGAUGAUGCCUAAUCGUGCGGAAAUCCAAAUCAGUGCACUCUAUGGCGAGACGGAAGAUGAAAUUCCGCACGCCACCAGUGGUGACCAGGUCCGAUUGCGAAUCAAAGGUGUUGAGGAGGAGGACAUUUCUCCGGGUUUCGUAUUGUGUUCCCCGAAGCGGCCCGUACACUGCGUCAACCAGUUUGAAGCGCAAAUCCGCCUGCUGGAACUCAAAUCGAUCAUCUCGGCUGGAUUCAAUUGCGUGUUGCAUGUGCACUCUGCGACGGAGGAGGUGACGUUUGCUGCACUCUUGCACAAACUCGAGCCCAAGACGAACCGCAAGUCGAAGAAGGCACCGGGAUUUGCCAAGCAAGGCAUGAAUAUCAUCGCGCGAAUGCAAGUGACGGGUGGUGCUGGCAGUGUGUGUGUGGAGCGAUUUGAAGAUUACCCGCAGCUCGGUCGGUUUACGCUGCGAGACCAGGGCAAUACGAUCGCGAUUGGAAAGAUCACGAAGUUAAUCACGGAUGCUCAGGAGGCUGCCGAAGGUGCGAUUGCAUAAAGCUUUAAUCGG
This is a messenger RNA of Sphaerulina musiva SO2202, 2331 nucleotides long. RefSeq names its product GTP_EFTU-domain-containing protein. The record is from RefSeq and is a predicted model, not a curated record. Gene Ontology annotation, biological process: nuclear-transcribed mRNA catabolic process, deadenylation-dependent decay; translational termination; translation. Lineage: Eukaryota; Fungi; Ascomycota; Dothideomycetes; Mycosphaerellales; Mycosphaerellaceae. Gene Ontology annotation, molecular function: translation release factor activity; GTP binding; GTPase activity. The coding region runs from base 148 to 2319 and encodes 723 amino acids. The transcript has a single exon. Gene Ontology annotation, cellular component: translation release factor complex.